CACGCGUUGUGAUGUCAUGGCUCAAGACGCCCAGUACACCACACGCCAUCACCACUAGCCAUGUCUAUCACUGAGGCUGCUGUUGUUGUUGCUUGCCCCGUCCACAGGUUCUCACCAGACCAUAAAUUCCCCCUCUCCAGCGGGUCUCCUCAUCCUUUGUCGCCGACGAGCCUGAUACGAACCACGAAGACGGCUAUCCCAUAAACUACGGCUACUAUGGCUACACAAACAGAAACGGCACCCAACGACGCGAACAGCACACCUUUGAAAGACAGUGCCGGCCCGAGCACGUCGGAUCGCUCGAGCAUGCGUUGUCCCGACCCCUCGGCACACCGGACAAAGGACAACACCCUUCAGGACCAGGCAUCGGCUGCAGCCUUAUACAGCACCAAACCGGCAAGAGCAACCGAGCAGAAUCCGCUAGGAUCCGACGGAAAGCUAUCAUCAGCCAGUGCCGCCACCAGCCUCAAGCACGCGCGCGCCCAAGACCUUCCGAGCUUUCCGGUCGUGGGCAUUGACACGCAAUCCUCCGCCGGGACCGCCGCGCUCCUAGCCAACGCAAACAAGAAGAGUCCGGAGUGGUGGAGACCUGAGCAGUCGGCUACUGCGGGUAAGGCCGCGCUUCUGGCAAGCGACUACAAGAUGGCACCUCUGUGGCACCCCGAGGCCAGCACCGCAGGCUCUAAAGCAGCCUUGCUUGCUCACAAAGAUGGCGCGAAGAUGAAUCUCUGGACUCCUGAAGCUAGUGCUUACGGGAAUUCUGCAGCGAAUAUCGCCAUGAGCAAGAAGGGACCCGCGCCAGAUGUCGGCUCUGGGGGAAGGGAGGAGGGAAAGAAAAGAGCUUUGGUAGCAGCCACGGGUGCUGUCUCAACUUCUGGCCGAAAGCGAGCGCAGUCGACGCCUGCACCUCCUCCGCUGUACCCAGACGCCGAGAACUCUGCGAAGAAUGCGCUCAGUGCUGCGACGUUGGCCCACAGACCUUCGAUGAGGGCGAAGUCUCCGGCCUCUCCAGCUGCGGCCGAUUCCGGUCGCCUGACUUCUGGUGCUAUGGAAGCCGCACGAAUCCAGCAUGCGAAGGGUGUGUCGCGAGAAAUGUACACAGACCGUCCACCUGUUGAGCUAGAGGUCGAAGAGAAGAAGAGACAGGAUGCACUCAGAGCUUCUGCGAUAUCUAUGGCGAAGAAAAUGUACGAGGUGCAGCAGCAUCACAUCGACCAAGCGGCAGGGCGCCCCUCCAGGUCGGACGCACAGACUGGAGCUACUGCAGCACAAGGGCAGCAGCAAUACGCCAGCGAUGGAGACAUCAAAGAGCAAGCAAUGCGCUACAUUGGUAUUCAGGAGGCCGCUCAGAAGCUGGCCAACGAACGGCUGGCGAAGAUUGGCAUGGACGAGAGUGCCGCGUACCGAAGCUACUACGGCUAUGAGAAACCGACUCGCAACAAGCUGUCUAUUCGCCGUGGCCGAAACCGAGCCUAUAGCAACCCUGAGACGGGUGACUCGAGCGACGAUGAGCUGCAGUCUCGGCGAAUUCGCUCACAGAUGUCUCAGUUCAAUAAGACAUUGGCAGAGGUUGAUGCAAAGAAGCGAGAUCAGGAUCGCAAAUAUCUUCUCGCAGCCGCAGAGCGCAAAGUGCAAGCUCAAAUGCUGGGGCUCGACAAAAAGAUCUACGAUGAGAAGGGUGUAAUGUCUCCUGCGAUGAUCGAAGAAUGGGAUUCCAAAGCCCGUGCGAGGGCGGCAGCGAACAGCGAGGCUCGCAUGGAACACCAUGGCAAGGUGCAUAUCGGCCAUGGCAAGUACAUGGAUCAGGCAGACAUCGACGCCAUAGCCCAAGCUAGGAUACAGCCAACGCUGGAUGAGAUUGCAGAGAAGACUCAGAAGCGUUUGGCAGAGGAAGAAGAGCAACGGCUCGAGAUGGAAGAGAAGAAGCGCGAAGCCCAGAAAGAGAAGGAACGCGCUGCAGAACUCAAGGCGGAGGAGAAUCGUGUUAAAGAGGAAGAGAAGAAGGCCGCAAAGGCGCGGACGACUGAAGAGAAGGCUGCGGCGAGACAAGAAAAAGAGGCUGAGAAGGAGAAAAAGGCCGAGGAGAAACGGAUGACAAAGGAAGACAAGCGCAAGCCGAAGGAGGCAUCCAAAGCGGCUGAGACGACUUCGCCAACGACGGAUGGCGCUCCUGCAACCGCGAACGACGAUCUGUUUCGAGAUCCCACUCGUAAUGACGCGCCCCAGGCUUCAGAACAGGAGUCCUCGGAUCUAACGUCUCCUACGUCUCCUACUUCGCCAACAUCCUCGGCAUCCGGCUCCAAGGGAAUCAAAUCCUUUCUCAACAAGUUCAAGCGCCGUUCCAAGCACCACUCUGCUGCCUCUGCGGAAAGCGACAAGCCGGGCUUCAUUGGAGGCGCUGCUCUUCGGAAUUCGUCCUCUCGACGAGACUCGGCACCUUCGAGCCCACACGUCAGCCAGAUACAGAAGGCUGAGCGCCGGUAUUCGGACGUCUCUUCGAUCUCCAGCGUCGAUGGUAGAGGCCGAUCACCCAAACGCGCAACGAGCGGAUUGAGUGCAGUGUCAGGAGGGUCCGACUAUGAAGAGGCGAGAGAUAACUUCAAUGAGAACCUAGCGCCGCCUCCAAACUUUACAUCGGCGGAUGCUACUGCGGCGAGGAAGGGAAGCCCGAGCCGAGACUCGAGGUUCCAUGAGGUUGGGCUCUAGGCUCGCUGCUGGCUAAGCUGCUGACCAGUGGCUACACGAAUUACGAAAGCGGGAGGAUAGGAUCUCAUGCGGCGUUUCGGGCUUUGAUCUGGUACAGUUGCGCUGCCUUCUUUGAUUAGGGAGGUGUCUUGUAUAUGACAAUUUGCGCGGAUUGGUAGGCAAGGGAGCAAAUACACAUGGGCUCAUGGGGUUUGGGAAUGGGAUUCAGGUAUGAGAUUUGUCCGAUCAACGGGUUUUCCUGCGAAGGGACCGGUCAAUAGCUUCCCCUGAUAAAAGUGGGAUAAAAUAGUACGAGAGCUUUUGCGUCCACUGGCUGUGAGGAAUCACACCGUAAGCCUUCCACGUCAGAGUCGGAGAAGAAGCUAGAUUGCAG
This is a messenger RNA of Trematosphaeria pertusa, 3079 nucleotides long. RefSeq lists its product as uncharacterized. Bases 217 to 2706 code for a protein of 829 amino acids. The transcript is spliced from 3 exons. Gene Ontology annotation, biological process: eisosome assembly. NCBI's taxonomy places the organism in Eukaryota, Fungi, Ascomycota, Dothideomycetes, Pleosporales, Trematosphaeriaceae. The record is from RefSeq and is a predicted model, not a curated record.